Molecule: messenger RNA, 713 nt
Organism: Rubroshorea leprosula
Lineage: Eukaryota; Viridiplantae; Streptophyta; Magnoliopsida; Malvales; Dipterocarpaceae
Source: the annotation of a GenBank genome assembly
AUCUCUGUUCUACCUCUCCCUUAAACUGUUGUCACACACUUCUUUCUCCACCUAUUAGAAGAAGACGCCGGAAAAUGGCUACCUCCAGCAUGGCAUCGGCUGCUGCUGGGUUCCUCCUCACACCCAACGUUACCGGAAAUUCAAGCUCUGUUUCUAGGCCCAACAUGUUGUCUUUCCCUUUGAGGACCAACAGUUCAAGGUUUGUUCUAAGGGCAGCUGAGGAAGCAGGGGCGCCUGCACCAGCCACCACCACCACCGAACCAGGAAAAGGGCCGGAAGCACCACCCAAACCAAAACCUGCUCCAAUCGGACCCAAAAGAGGCGCCAAGGUGAAGAUUCUUAGGAGGGAAUCCUACUGGUACAAGGGAAUCGGAUCUGUUGUAGCAGUAGACCAGGAUCCAAAUACUCGCUACCCAGUUGUGGUUCGAUUCGACAAGGUGAAUUAUGCAAAUGUAUCAACGAACAACUAUGCUUUGGAUGAGAUUGAAGAGGUUAAAUGAGGAUAAUGAAAUGUAAUUUUUCUCUUUGAUGUUCAUAAUGUCUGUGUUUCUCUGCAUUAAGCUUUUCUGUGCCAGGAAUGUGUACCAUAUACUCUGUAUUCCCCUGCUUCUUCCUAUUUAUUAUGAUUCCACAACCGACACUGGAAUUUGAUUAAUAAUUGAAAAAGUGAGAGUUUUGUUUACGUUUAUAUGUAACAAAUUAUCACUGAAAAA